CUCCCUCCCGGAGCUGUACGAGGAGGAGCCUAAAUGUCUGCUUCACCAGCUGAAAGGGAUUGUGCCUCUCCAUCGCAGCCCAGCCCGCGCUUGUCACCCGCGCCCUCGGAGCCGCCGUGCCAGUCCCUCGGCCAGCCAUGGGGGACCUGCCGGGCAUCGUGCGCCUCUCCAUCGCGCUGCGCAUCCAGCCCAAUGAUGGCCCGGUCUUCUUCAAGGUAGACGGGCAGCGCUUUGGCCAGAACCGCACCAUCAAGCUGCUCACCGGCUCCUCCUACAAGGUGGAGGUCAAGAUUAAGCCCACCACGCUGCAGGUCGAGAACAUUUCCAUUGGUGGUGUACUGGUCCCACUGGAACUGAAGUCUAAAGAGCCUGAUGGGGACAGAGUCGUCUACACGGGCACGUAUGACACAGAAGGAGUAGCCCCAACCAAAAGUGGAGAACGACAGCCCAUCCAGAUCACCAUGCCGUUCACAGACAUUGGGACCUUCGAGACAGUGUGGCAAGUCAAGUUCUACAAUUACCACAAGCGGGACCACUGCCAGUGGGGAAGCCCCUUCUCUGUCAUCGAGUAUGAAUGCAAGCCCAAUGAAACACGCAGUCUCAUGUGGGUGAACAAGGAGUCCUUCCUCUGAAGACAGUUCUUUCUGAUGUUGCUGGACAGUCUCUCCAGAAAGCUACUUUUAGAUAAACCAGCACAAGCCUUAACCAAGGCACACCAACACCGUGGCUCUUUCCUACCUGAUUCCAAUGACCUAACUAGCCCCAGUUAUUGUGAAAGUGUAACUCCCAUGAUGCAGUACCCUUGACAUAAAAGAUGAUGAUGUCCUGCCCCGAAAAUACUUCUUCCAGUGUUCUGUGCUGGUGUCUUUGCUCAGUUAUGCUGUUAAUUGCUGUAACUGGAGGACCAUACAAUCAGAAGCCUUGUCCUCUACUGGAGGCUUCUCUGGAAUGACUGGUGUUUUGUUUCCAGAGAUGAGUAACUCACCCUUUAUUUUUUGUUCAUUGUUAAAUUAAGAAAUAAAACCUGUGCUUGAGUCCCCCCAUGUGUGAAAUGAUCAGUUGUAACCUGCAAUGUUUGCCAGAUCCGGAAGCAGGCUUUGUGAAAAUGUAACACCAGCAGGCGUGAGCAGGGCUCUCAACCUUCCUCUCAACAGCUCAGCCUUUUCAGGGUAAUGACAGUAAGAGGAUGAAUGUGUAGAGAAUUAUUUUUGAAUGUGUUGAUACUCUUUGAAGUAGCUCAAGCAAAUGCGCUCUGGUCUCAUGGAAAUGGGAUGAGGGGAGAGGAAGGGAUGGCUGUGGACCACUGAUUGGCAGGAGAUUUAGGGUCUCUCUCCCAUUUGGCAAAUGUGUUCAAACGUGGCAUCCUCCACUUUCCCUGUCACUUGAACUUUGUAAAACUGUGUAUGGAACAGUAAUUAACUUUUGAUAUUUCUUA
Messenger RNA from Dipodomys ordii (Ord's kangaroo rat), 1435 nucleotides. RefSeq names its product cannabinoid receptor interacting protein 1 (gene Cnrip1). Bases 138 to 632 code for a protein of 164 amino acids. Gene Ontology annotation, cellular component: plasma membrane. Gene Ontology annotation, biological process: negative regulation of signaling receptor activity. The transcript is spliced from 4 exons. The record is from RefSeq and is a predicted model, not a curated record. Gene Ontology annotation, molecular function: type 1 cannabinoid receptor binding. Lineage: Eukaryota; Metazoa; Chordata; Mammalia; Rodentia; Heteromyidae.